This is a messenger RNA of Protobothrops mucrosquamatus (brown spotted pit viper), 1043 nucleotides long. RefSeq names its product interleukin-36 alpha. Bases 119 to 634 code for a protein of 171 amino acids. NCBI's taxonomy places the organism in Eukaryota, Metazoa, Chordata, Lepidosauria, Squamata, Viperidae. Gene Ontology annotation, biological process: cytokine-mediated signaling pathway; inflammatory response to antigenic stimulus; positive regulation of gene expression. The record is from RefSeq and is a predicted model, not a curated record. The transcript is spliced from 5 exons. Gene Ontology annotation, molecular function: interleukin-1 receptor binding; cytokine activity.
ACCAAGGCAAAGAACAGAGCUCUUUCCACGUCCAUCUUUGUUAAGAACAAAACAAUAACACAACCUGAAGAUCAAGGAAACUUAAAGAAAUUUAAAACAGUUUGAAAAGAGAAGAGGCAUGGCAAAUAAAUUAUAUAAGAUAUCAUGGGAGAAGCAAAUGGAAGAUUUAUUCAAUGCAUUCAGGCCAACACCAGAUUCUUCAGUACCUACUACAGAAAAGGCGGAACAACCCUGGAAGUUUAAAUUUUGGGAUAUAAGCAAUCAGUUUCUCAGUGUGGUGAACAACAAGUUGAUAGCAACGCCACAAAAUUCAAAUUCACCAGAGAGUUCUUUUGAUGUAGUUCCUAAUACCUCCUUAGAUUCAAAAAGGAAUCCAAUCUUUAUAGGUGCUAAUAAUUGUGUUCUGUCCUGUAUAAAGUCUGGUGAUGGACAGCUUCAAUUACAGCUCAUGGAGGAAAAUAUUAUGAAGUUGUACACAACACCAGAAAACUUCAAGAAUUUCACUUUCUACAGCAGAAGUGAGGGCAGGCCAGAGAUUUGCACUUUUGAAUCUGCAGAAUUCCCAAGUUGGUUCCUAAGCACUUCAUCAGAUUCAAACAAGCCUAUUGGUUUAAAUAAAAAAAGGAGGACCUGAAAACGUCUUGUUUUAUUUUACAAAGAUAUCCUAAAUCAAAUUUUUAGAUGGAGAAGAUAGUUAUUUUGGUGCAGAAGAAGCAAAGGAAGAAGGUGGAGUCAAGAAAGGAUUCAGCUUAGAAUCAUUAGGUUCCCACAACUGAUCCAAGUCCACCCCCUCUUGAUUUCCAUUAACUCUUGUCUAGCACCAAUUUAAUGUUGACUGUUAGUUAAGUAGAUUCUUGUUAGCUAACAUUUUUCACCUUCGAUCUAGGGAUUUGUAAAAAUUAGCAUGCACAAAAUAUCCUUCGCAACCAAUACCGUUUUCCAGCUUGUGGGUGUGAAUUUGCAUUAACCAGUGAAUUAAUUUUUUGCAUUUCUUUUGACUCACAUUUUGUACAUGGAGUUACUGGCAUUUCUUAUUAAUAAAA